Molecule: messenger RNA, 2013 nt
Organism: Quercus robur (English oak)
Lineage: Eukaryota; Viridiplantae; Streptophyta; Magnoliopsida; Fagales; Fagaceae
Product: putative disease resistance RPP13-like protein 1
Exons: 2
Coding region: 1-2013 (670 amino acids)
Biological process (GO): defense response to other organism
Molecular function (GO): ADP binding; protein binding
Source: RefSeq, a predicted model, not a curated record
AUGGGAGGAUUGGGUAAGACAACUCUUGCCCAACUAGUCUAUAAUGAUGAUGAUGUGAGCCGUUAUUUUGACUUGAAAGCAUGGGCUUGUGUUUCUGAAGAUUUUGACAUUGUAAGGGUAACAAAAGCCAUUCUACAAUCUGUCACUUCUAACCACUACGAAACUGAUGAUUUAAACAUAAUUCAAGUCAAAUUGAAGGAGAAAUUAUAUGACAAGAAGUUUUUGCUCACUCUGGGUGAUGUUUGGAAUGAAGACUAUGAUGAUUGGACUAAACUACGUUGUCCGUUUGAAUUUGGGGCUCUAGGAAGUAAGAUCAUUGUCACCACUCGGAAUUACAGUGUUUCAUCAACAAUGGGAACUACUCCGGCUUACGAGUUGGAAGGGUUAUCAAAAGAUGCUUGUUGGCAUCUAUUUAAACAACAUGCAUUGGGGGCAACAGAUUUUACAGCGCAUCCAGAACUUGAAGAAAUUGGUAGAGAAAUUUUAAACAGAUGCAAGGGGUCACCUUUGGCAGCAAAAGUACUGGGAGGCGCUUUACGCACUAAACGAAGUCCUAUUGAAUGGAAAAAUGUAUUAAAUAAUUAUGAAUUUGAAAAGAAUGAGCUUGUCUUGUUAUGGAUGGCAGAAGGUUUGGUUCAAGAAACAGAAAGAAACAAGCCGAUUGAAGAUCUUGGUGCUGAGUAUUUUCAUGAUCUAGUCAUGAGAUCAUUCUUUCAACAGUCAAGCAAUAAUGAAUCACUCUUUGUCAUGCAUGAUCUUAUCAAUGAUCUAGCUCAAUGGGCAGCAAAAGGCUUAUGCUAUAGAUUGGAAGAUACUCUCAGCAGUAACAAGCAAUCCAAGAUUUCUGCAAAGGUAAGACAUUUCUCUUACAUUCCAUGUCAGUUUGAUGGCAUCAAGAAGUUUGAAGACUUCCCCAAAGAUAUGCAUCUACGAACCUUUCUACCCCUACCAAGAAAUAACAUGUGCCACUUAACAAACUAUGUUCCUAAUUGUUUGCUACCACAAUUAAGCUACUUAAGGGUAAUGUCUUUAUGUGGUUAUGAAAUCAUUGAGCUACCAGGUUCAAUCGGUGAUCUGAAACAUUUAAGAUACCUCAACCUUUCUCAUACUUCAAUUAGAAGUUUACCAGAAUCAACAAGUUUUCUAUAUAAUUUGCAAACAUUGAUGUUGAAAGGUUGUCACAAACUUACAAAGUUGCCGGAGAAAAUUAGGGAUCUAGUUAAUCUUCGGUAUCUCGACAUUACAGAUACCAAUUUAAUUAGAGAAAUGCCAAUGGGAAUAGAAAAAUUAAAGAACUUACAUACACUAUCUAAUUUUGUUGUGGGGAAAGAUAGUGGGUCCAAGAUAGGAGACUUGAUGAACUUGGAGUUUCUUCGGGGAAGACUUUGCAUUUCGAGUUUAGAGAAUGUUCUUGAUGUUGAGGAUGCAAGAAGGGUCAAUUUAAAUGGUAAGAAGAAUUUAGAUGCACUAGUGAUCAAAUGGGGGUUUGCACCUAAAGAUUUACAAUAUGAAAGCAUUGCAAUAGAUAUUCUUGACAUGCUACGACCUUGGACAACGAUGAAAGAACUUUCAAUUGAUGGCUAUAUUGGUGUGAAAUUCCCAACAUGGAUAGGAGAUCAUUCCUUUUCUAAUAUUGUGGACUUAAAGAUUGUUAGAUGUGAAAAAUGCACGUCCUUACUUGCUAUUGGACAUCUAUUCUCCCUCAAAUUCCUUAUCAUUAUGAGUAUGUCUAAGGUGCAAACCAUUGGUCCUGAGUUUUAUGGGAAAGGUUGCUUGACACCUUUUCGAUUCUUAGAAAAACUUCACUUUGAGGAUAUGCAAGAAUGGCAAGAUUGGAUUCCUUGUGGAGUUGAGUACGGAGAUUUCCCUUGCUUGCGUGAGCUUUUUAUCUCUCAAUGUCCCAAAUUGCAAGGAAAAUUGCCAAACCAUCUCCCAUCAUUGGAAAACUUUUCUAUUAAAUAUUGUGAGCAGUUGGUUGUAUCAAUUCCAAGCCUUCCAAUUUCCAAGAAUUAG